AACCCGCGGGGUACAACCACAAAUUGCAGAAACGUGAAUAACUCAAAAGCACUUCAAGACCUUCGUAGAUGCUUUUGCUGAAGCGGCACGUUCUUGGCUUUCAGAAAAAAACGCACAAUAUAAAACUACAGGUCCGUUUUUGCCGAUUACGCGGAAGUACAUCCGCUGUUGUUUGGGGAAAAAACACACGUUCGUGAAAAGAUGCCGUCCGAUGCAGAUUAUUACGCGCUCUUUCACGUCCGGGCUGCGCUUCACCUAGAUUUCACGGAGUGCGGUGGUUGGAAGCCACCCGCGAGAACGGACGCAGGAGCGCCGGAACCAUCCCUCGAUGAAAAUGACGAUCCACCAGAUCAGGUAAAGAAAACAGAUGCUGCAGCCGCGAUUGGGAUGCACAAGUCCGCGUCUACUGCGUCUUUGCAGGAUCAGGAAAACACAGGGCGAAACGAUGCAGAUUAUGGGGUGGAGAAUGAGGGCGCAGACACGCGUGUCAACAAGCGCGUUGCUGCAGUUGAUGCUGGUAGCAGCAUAUCGAGUUCACGAUCCAGGAAUGCAGAGCAGAUGAACGUUGAAGAUGAACACCCAGCAAAAAGACGAAGGGAGGAUCAGCAGCCCUUUACGAAGUAGGGAAGAUCAAGACGGAAAGACAACGAGUGGUAAAGGAACGUUGCUGCUUAUUGGAACAAGUUUGGAAGAUUUGGGGACUACAACUCAUCAAGGAAUCCCAUUUUUCAAAAUUAAAAGAAAUCGAAAAUUAGAGUUCGACGGAUCAAUCCGGGAAGAGAUGAGAACGAACAUGUUUCAAAGGCACUUUUAUAUCAGUUCACCGUACUACAAAAACAAAUCGUACUUGCUCAUGCCGGGCCUAAGUAACGCUUCUAUUCGACGGGAAUUCAU
Molecule: messenger RNA, 894 nt
Organism: Amoebophrya sp. A120
Lineage: Eukaryota; Dinophyceae; Syndiniales; Amoebophryaceae
Source: the annotation of a GenBank genome assembly